This is a messenger RNA of Mercurialis annua (annual mercury), 1262 nucleotides long. RefSeq names its product rhodanese-like domain-containing protein 4A, chloroplastic. The coding region runs from base 41 to 1042 and encodes 333 amino acids. The record is from RefSeq and is a predicted model, not a curated record. NCBI's taxonomy places the organism in Eukaryota, Viridiplantae, Streptophyta, Magnoliopsida, Malpighiales, Euphorbiaceae. The transcript is spliced from 4 exons.
AUCUUCAUUCUUUAUCAUCCUCCACUGUACCCACAGCUUCAUGGUUAUCACCAUGGAGUCUCUCUCCAUCAUCUCUUCUUCCUCUCCACCCAUCAAAAACCACCCCAAAACCUUCAAAUAUCCCAUCUUUUCACUCAAUUCUCAUCAAAAUCCUUUACCCAUUUCCAAAUUCCUCCCCUUCAAAUCCCAUCACUUAACCAAAACUUCACUCUCAUUCUCCACACUUCACCUCCUCACUUCUCUUCCCUCACUGGCCUCUGAAACUCUCACCUCUCAGUCUGAGCAAGUCUCAGACAAGAUAAGCUUAGAAUCCAUCUUGGUUUCAAUUGAUAACUUCUUUACUAGCUACCCUUUUUUUGUUUAUGGGUGUGCUUUUAUUUGGUUGGUUGCCAUCCCUGUUGCUCAACAGUUGUUGAGCAAGUACAGGAAAAUAUCAGCCAUUAAUGCUUUUAGGAAGCUUAAGGAGGACCAAAAGGCUCAGCUUUUGGAUAUUAGGGAUAAGAGAAGCUUGAAGGCUAUGGGGUCUCCUAAUUUGAGGAUUGUUAAAAAGAAUGUGGUUCAGGUUGAAUUCUCUGAGGAGGAUGAAGAGGGGUUUGUGAAGAAGGUUUUGGAGAAAUUUUCGAACCCGGAAAAUACUGUGGUGUGCAUUCUUGACAAUUUUGAUGGUAAUUCAAUGAAAGUGGCAGAACUGUUAUUCAAAAAUGGUUUCGAAGAGGCUCUUGCAAUAAGGGGUGGAGUCAGAGGCAAGAAAGGGUGGUUGGAGAUACAAGAAACCCUUUUGCCACCUUCCGUCCAUAUGAAACUCAAGAAGAAAGCUAAAGUCUCAAAAACUGAAAUUAAUGGAGUUGGUCAGCAGACAGAAGAAAAGAAUGUCAGUCCAUCUUCUGCAGCUCUCUCAACAGCAGAAAACCAGAGAGUGGACAAUGGACAUAUAAAGUCGUCGAUAGAUUCCACACCUCAUAUGAAAAUUGAUUCCCGAUCUCCCUAUCCUCAUUACCCAGAUUUGAAACCUCCUUCUUCUCCGACUCCAUCGAAGCCAUGAAGUUGCUGCUCGGAAAUCUCUCUUUUUAGGGGUGACAGCUAGUAUAUGUAUGUUGUAAUUGAUUUCUUUCUCAGUUUUUAAAGUCCAUUGUGAUCAAUUUGAGGAUGUAGAAAUUGAGUUCCGUUCCGUUUUGAGUGUGGGAAGUAUCUGUAAUUUAGUGCAUGAUCCAUAUGCUGUGUACAUUCUGGUCAUCUUAUUCAAAAAUGAUUGUGCAGCUUAA